This is a messenger RNA of Phytophthora nicotianae INRA-310, 903 nucleotides long. RefSeq lists its product as hypothetical. The record is from RefSeq and is a predicted model, not a curated record. The transcript has 2 exons. Lineage: Eukaryota; Oomycota; Peronosporomycetes; Peronosporales; Peronosporaceae. Bases 1 to 903 code for a protein of 300 amino acids.
AUGGCGUUCCGCAGACAUUUCUUCCUCCUGGUGGCCGCUCUGGCAGCAGCAGCCGUUGCAUCAGGCGAGCAGAGCGCACACCACCAUGCACGGCAUCACAAGAAAGCGGUGAGCGAGGACGUUCCCACUCAGCAGUCCUCGUCCAGCAGCCAGGACGUGUGGGUCGGUAGCGGAAGCGGCAGCCUCGUAGACGUACCUGACGUGGGAGAGGAGCCCAGCUGGAGUGGCAGUGACGACAGUGAGGAGUCCGACGACGGCUCCGAGCUGGAAGAGUCCGAGAGCGGCGAGGAGAGCGAGAGCGGCGAGGACGAAAGCGACGAAUCAGAAAGUGACGAGUCUGAGUCUGAUUCUUCUUAUGAAGACGAAGAAGAGCAAGAAGAGGUUGAGAAGCCGGCGAAGAAGAGCAAGAAACACAAGAAAGAGGCAGUAGACGAGAAUGUCGAAGUCGUAGACGUCACAGUGUCCGGCUCUGGCUCAUACGACGACGUAGAAGUCGUGAUCGUUGAGGCUUCGGCUUCUGGCUCGUUCGACGGCUCUGUGGAGUUUGAGGACUCCGCGUCAGGAUCAUUUGAUGGCUCCGUGGAGUUUGAAGACGAAGAGGAGGAAGAAGAAAGCGAGAGUUACUCUGACGACGGUAGCGACGAUGUAGAACAGGAGGAAGGCAGUGACAGCGAAGAAGACGAAGGCAGUGAGAGCGACUCGGAUGAAGGCAGUGAAAGCGAGGAGCAGGAAGCUAAGCACAAGCAUAAGAAGCACCACAAGGGCUGGUUCAGCGACGCUAUCGACCAGGUGGCCAACGCCACGGAGGAUGCCUAUGAACACGUAAAGAACGGCACGAAAGACGCACUCAGACUCAGCCUCGGGUUCCAACGCGGAGUGGGUGGAUGUGCACGACUUGGAUGA